AUGGCGUCGCUCCGCCGACGCGAGCUGCUGCAGAUCCUGUACCGCUCUGAGGCCAAGGCGCCCCUCCUCGUCUUGCUGGCGGCCUCCCCCUCCCUGCGCAUCGCGGUGCCCUGUGCCCAGCUCAGUCCCGCCGCGGCGGGGACUGGGUCCCGCGUGUCCGUCGCCAUCAAGGCCACGCACCCCGGUGGGGAGGUGCUGCUGGACUGCGGGGUGUACUGGAGCGGUGCCCCCCCCGGCCCCGUGGCCAUGCACUACACAGCCCUCCUGGCCCACGCCGAUGAGGACACCCUGGAGGGCCUCGUGUCCCGUCUGGACCAGGCACCCUGCCUGACACCCUCGCACCCCUUGCGACCCUCCCCCGCCCCGGGCAAGUUGGCGGUGUCCACCCUGGCUCGCGCCCUGAGCCAGGAGGAGUCGGGUCUGGGCGUGGCCACCCCCUCGCCCCAGGCCAGCCGCCCGCAGGGCCCCGCCGCCUACGCCUCGGCGCCCCAGCGCACGCUGCCGCGCAUGCUGCUGAGCAGCGACCUGCUGAACCGCGUCCUGGAAAUGAAGGACGACGCGCAGCAUGCGCUGGACCGGUCGACGAUGCUGGCCUGCGCCCAGCGCGGCGCCUGCCUGGCCUGA
Auxenochlorella protothecoides is the source of this 624-nucleotide messenger RNA. RefSeq lists its product as hypothetical. The record is from RefSeq and is a predicted model, not a curated record. The transcript has 3 exons. The coding region runs from base 1 to 624 and encodes 207 amino acids. NCBI's taxonomy places the organism in Eukaryota, Viridiplantae, Chlorophyta, Trebouxiophyceae, Chlorellales, Chlorellaceae.